UGAAAGAAAUGGACCCUUCAUGAUGCGUUCAACGUGCCAGUGCUGUGGUGGGAAAGGCUCCAUCAUAAACACGCCCUGCGCCCUGUGCAGAGGUUCAGGCCAAGAAGAAGAAGACGAUGACUUCCAAGCCCAAGAAGGUCGGCCUCAGCGUGGGCGAGCUGAUUGUGAAAGCCGUGGCCGCUUCCAAGGAGCGCAACGGCCUGUCCAUGGCCGCUCUCAAGAAGGCUCUGGCUGCCGGAGGCUACGAUGUGGACAAGAACAAGGCCCGUGUCAAGACCGCCAUCAAGAGCCUGGUGGCAAAGGGCACUCUGGUGCAGACCAAGGGCACCGGGGCCUCCGGAUCCUUCAAGAUGAACAAGGCUACUGAGAGCAAAGCCAAGAAGCCCGCCGCGGCCAAAGCCAAGAAACCGGCAGCAGCUGCUAAGAAGUCGCCCAAGAAGGCAGCGGCAGCACUUCAGCCACUAGCACAAAGUCAACCGCAUCAGAGGAGGGACAGGACAAAGCUGAAGGAGAAACUGCCUGCUAUUGGACUAUUGAUGUGGCAGAGGACAAUAGUGAGAGUGGUCAGCUCCAUGCUUCAGAAGAAACUCGACACUGGAAACAUUGCCUCGCUGACUGGCCAGCAUCAGAGCGGUACCAUGCUUUAA
This is a messenger RNA of Maylandia zebra (zebra mbuna), 647 nucleotides long. The record is from RefSeq and is a predicted model, not a curated record. Lineage: Eukaryota; Metazoa; Chordata; Actinopteri; Cichliformes; Cichlidae.